Messenger RNA from Chanos chanos (milkfish), 2769 nucleotides. RefSeq names its product plasminogen (gene plg). Gene Ontology annotation, molecular function: signaling receptor binding; serine-type endopeptidase activity. Gene Ontology annotation, biological process: proteolysis. NCBI's taxonomy places the organism in Eukaryota, Metazoa, Chordata, Actinopteri, Gonorynchiformes, Chanidae. Bases 59 to 2512 code for a protein of 817 amino acids. The transcript is spliced from 20 exons. The record is from RefSeq and is a predicted model, not a curated record.
UUAAAAGAUAGAAAACUGACCAGGGUCUUUGCUUUGCACUGCAUGUCAGUGCCUCAACAUGGAGUCAUACAAAACUGCUCUCUUACUCUGCCUGGUCCUUUCUGCGGGUGUCCCAGGAGGAAGGACCCAAGAACCAACCGGUGACGUUUUGCAUGCGUACACUAAAACCGAUGGGGCAUGGAUUUUAUCUUUACUGAAAAGGGAAUACACGGUAAAAUCGGUUGAAGACUGUGCAGUCAAGUGCAAUGAGGAGUCAGCUUUCACUUGCAGGUCUUUCACGUACAUUGAGAAGGAUCAAGAAUGUAUAACAAUACCAGCCAACUCUAAGAUAGAGCAAGUGUUACGACGGAUGAGUACAGCUCUGUAUGAGAAGAAAGAGUACUUACUGGAAUGUCUGCAGGGCACUGGUACAGACUAUAGAGGGACAAAAUCCAAAACAGCGUCUGGACGGACGUGUCAGCGAUGGGAGGCCACAUACCCUCACAAGCCAAACAUAACUCCAAAAACACACCCGAAGGCCGAUUUGGAGUCCAACUUCUGCCGAAACCCGGACGGGGAUCAGAAGGGCCCCUGGUGUUACACGACGGAUCCGGAAAAGCGAUGGGAAAACUGCGACAUCCAGGACUGCACCGAGGAAUGCAUGCACUGUAGUGGAGAAAAUUACAGAGGCAAGAUCUCCAAAACAGAGGGGGGACACACCUGCCAACGCUGGGAUACCCAAGUACCACAUAACCAUGGUUACAUUCCCUCUGCUCUCCCUGAGAAAUACCUAGAGGAGAACUACUGUAGGAACCCUGAUGGAGAACCUCGGCCAUGGUGCUUUACCACAAAUCCCGCCAAACGCUGGGACUUCUGCUCCAUCGCACGCUGCACUUCUGAGCCGCCUACGGUUGUGCAGGAGCUAACGUGUGCCACUGGGGACGGCACCUCGUACAGGGGAAUCAUCUCUGUGACAACAUCAGGGAAAGCGUGUCAGGUGUGGGCUUCCCAGACGCCCCAUAAACAUUCGAGAACACCAGAGAACUACCCCUGCAAGGGACUUGAGGCAAAUUAUUGCAGAAAUCCAGAUAACGAGAAGAAUCCGUGGUGUUACACGACGGAUCCUGACACGCGCUGGGAAUACUGCGAUGUUCCACGCUGUGGAGUUGAGCCACGCCCAGAGGAGCCGGUGAUCCCGCAAGCCGAGGACUGUUACGAUGGCGACGGAGGCUCGUAUCGCGGCGUCAUGUCUGAAACCGUCAGCGGAAAGAAAUGCCAGUUCUGGAGUUCCAUGUUUCCGCACAAACACAAAAAGACGCCACAAAACUACCCCAACGCGGAUCUGAGGAGAAACCUGUGCCGAAACCCUGACAACGACCGCGCUCCGUGGUGUUACACAACAGACCCGUCCGUUCGCUGGGAAUACUGUAACAUCGAGAAAUGCUCAGAGAAGGUCCAACCAGCCACACGUCCACCACCGGAGAAACCCGCACCUCCGCCUCCGCCGCCCGCGCCUGCUGCCACAGAGACGCCUUCAGACCAAGAUUGCAAAAUUGGAAACGGGAAGGAUUACAGGGGCAAAGUGGCAAAGACUCUGGUGGGCGUGACCUGCCAAGCCUGGAGCGCCCAGACGCCCCACCAGCAUUUCAGCUUUACCCCCGAGACUCACCCCGACAAAGGCCUGGAAUCCAACUAUUGCAGAAAUCCCGACAGUGAUGUAAAUGGACCUUGGUGUUACACAAUGGAUCGUGAGAAGAAGUGGGACUAUUGUCAGGUUCCUGAGUGCGGUCUGAAGUGUGGGCAGCCAAAAACAAAACCCAGACGUUGCUUUGGCCGAAUUGUUGGAGGUUGUAUCUCCAAACCUCACUCCUGGCCUUGGCAAAUCAGUUUAAGAACCAGUUCUGGCAUUCACUUCUGUGGAGGAACUCUGAUAAACGCCCAGUGGGUUCUCACUGCGGCCCACUGCCUGGAGAGAUCAAAGAGGCCGUCUGCUUACAAAGUGUACCUGGGAAUCCACAGUGAGAGAGGCAAUGAGCCUUCUAAGCAAGUGCGGGGCCUUGAGAAGCUCAUUCUGGAACCAACUGGGAAAGAUAUUGCUCUUCUCAAACUGGACAGGCCAGCACUGCUGAACGAUCAGGUCAUGCCAGCGUGCUUACCUGAGAAAGAUUACAUCGUGCCCGGGGAAACAGAGUGCUACGUCACGGGAUGGGGCGAGACUCAAGGAACUGGCGGAGAUGGUUUACUGAAAGAAGCAGGCUUCCCGGUCCUCGAAAACAAAGUUUGCAAUCGACCUGCCUACCUCAACAACCGAGUGAAAGACCACGAAAUGUGUGCAGGAAAUAUCGAGGGAGGAACGGACAGCUGCCAGGGCGACAGCGGUGGUCCACUCGUGUGUUACUCAAAGAACACCUUCGUCCUUCAAGGUGUGACGUCGUGGGGACUAGGCUGCGCCAAUGCCAUGAAACCUGGAGUAUACGUCAGGGUCUCCAAGUUCAUCAACUGGAUUAACAAAGAAAUAAAAGCCAAUUCCUAAUCAAACCAGCCACAAAACAUGUUGAGAAGAUGUAGUGAGUGUAAAAUGCCACAGAAGGUCCUUCUAUAUCAUUGCUAUUUUAAAAAUACAGCUAAAAAAAACAAACAACAACAACAACAACAACAAAAAAAACUCAUUCAAAAUGAUGAGGACAUUUAGUGACACUAAUAAAGUGUAGUUUGUCAAAAUAUGUACAGAGAGCUAAUUAUUCAUAAGACCCCCAUCCCCCAAUCCAACAUUAAAAGACAUUUAACACA